Molecule: messenger RNA, 2040 nt
Organism: Pimephales promelas (fathead minnow)
Lineage: Eukaryota; Metazoa; Chordata; Actinopteri; Cypriniformes; Leuciscidae
Source: RefSeq, a predicted model, not a curated record
AGCACUGUCGGUGGCCCUGCGGUUAUCAUGUGUAAUAUUCAACCAUCUGUUCAUCGGACAAAUAUUACAUCUCGUCCGCUGAGCCACGUUCUGACUUGACUGCUCUCUUUUCAACUCUUCCAAUUACGUUUCUUCAAACUGGUGGACAGGAUAUACAGUGAUGGGUUUUUGUACCUGUAAAAGAUGUGUUUGUUUCACCGCGAUUGCAGUGGUUAUCAUAGGGGGAACCUGUUUGAUAUACAACAUUUCGAGACCCUCUGAUGAGUGCUAUGCUAAAGCAGCAGUGGCAGCGGAUGCUGAGGUUUGCUCUAAGAUCGGGAGGGACAUGUUGAAGCGUGGUGGUUCAGCAGUUGAUGCUGCUAUUUCUGCUCUGCUGUGUGUGAGUCUGUUUAAUGCCCACAGCAUUGGCAUUGGAGGAGGAGUGGUUUUCACCAUAUACGAUGCAUCAACAGGAAAGGUAGAGACAAUUAAUGCAAGAGAAACUGCUCCAAUGAGUGCUUCAGAGAACAUGUUUGGCGAACACCCAGAGAAAGCAAAACCAGGGUUGUUCAUAGCUGUGCCAGGAGAACUGCGUGGUUACGCACUGGCACACAAAAGGCAUGGGAGACUGCAAUGGGAGGAGCUGUUUGAGCCCAGUAUAAAGCUGGCAGAGGAGGGUUUUCGACUGAGCAGGUCCUUGGCCAAAGCCAUCAAUUGGAACAAGGACAUAAUUAUGAAUGAUACAACAUUGUGUGAAGUGUUUUGCGACUCAAAUAAUAACCCAUUGAAGGAAAAUGACAUUAUAAGAUUUCCCAAACUAGCUCUCACCUAUAAGAAGAUCGCAAAAGAAGGACCAGAUGUCUUUUAUAAUGGCUCAUUGACUCAGGCUAUAGUGGAUGAUAUCAAGGCUGCAGGAGGCAUUAUAACUCGUGAGGACCUACUGAAUUAUAAGCCGGUGCUGAAUGAGUAUGCAUUAAACUUUACAGUGGGGAAAUACAUAUUUCAUGCUCCUGAUGCUCCAUUCGGUGGACCUGUACUCGCUCUGAUACUCAACAUACUCAAAGGUUACAACAUCUCAAGCAGCAGUGUGUCCACUAUAGAGAAAAAAACUUUGACCUUUCAUCGCAUGAUAGAGGCGUUCCGCUUCGGUUUUGCCUACAAAAGUGAACUGGGAGACCCACAAUAUGAAAACAUCACUUUUGUCCAAAAAAUGAUCUCAGAGAGCUUUGCCGAUCACAUCAGGAGUCAGAUCAAUGAUGACACCGCCAAAAAAGAAAGCAUUGACCUUGACAGCGCUGCACAUGAUGACUAUGGCACAUCUCAUCUGUCCGUCAUCGCAGAAGAUGGGAGUGCAGUGGCAGUCACCAGCAGUAUCAAUGAACAUUUUGGCUCUAACGUGAUGUCGCACUCAACUGGCAUCAUUUUUAAUGACCAGAUGCGGGAUUUCGAUUAUACUGUCUUGGGAAAAAGAUUGAACAAAAAUAACCUAAUUAAAGCAGGUAAAAGGCCACUUUCAUCAAAGUGUCCCACAAUAAUAUUGCACAAAGACAGCAGAGAGGUCAGAAUGGUGGUUGGAGCUUCAGGUGGGCCAAAUAUCACCUCAGCAACUGCUCAGGUGAUCCUGGACUACCUGUUUUUUGACUAUGACUUGCAGAAAGCUGUUAAUGAACCCAGAGUUCACAAUCAGUUAAGCCCCAGUGAGACAUUUGUAGAAGAAAACAUUGAUGAGAGUAUCAUUGGUGGAUUGAAGCUGAAGAAUCACAUCAUAAUUAAGGCGCCCUCAUUAGGAAAGGUCCAGGCAGUCGUACGGCAGGGGAACAGAAUCUGUGCUGAAUCCGACCGCAGGAAAGGCGGCCGUCCUGCUGGAUACUGAGCACUGCAGACUUGUACUUUCUGGAUCAUAUGUGCCAGUCAUGCAAUCUCGGUUAGAAAACUUGGGAUGAGCACUUUAGGAAAAAUUCUUUGUGAAUCUUCUAAAUCUUUGCACAUCAUUUGUUUUAAAUGUUUGUUGAUUUGAUUUCAGAAAUGAUUUCAGUAAACUCAAAAUUAUUCAAAAUUUCA